GGGGGCCCGCGGGGUCUCCCUUGCCCGGGCUCGAGGCCUCGCUGCAGAAGUCCCGGCCCUUCCGUCUCGAAGCCCUCGGCCAGACUUAGACUUCCUCCUCCCGGAGGCCGGGAGCCGGCGCCCGCGAGGCGCCCGCCGCUCUGCAGGGGUCUUGCGCUCUGCCUUCCGCCCUGUCCGCCCUCUCGUGGAUCUCCGAGGCCCGGCCGCGCGGGUUUCGGGCUCUGGACUCGCCGCCGCCCCGCUGGACGCCCCGAGCCCGCCCUUCGCUCCCGCACGGCGCGCGCGGAGCCGGGGCCCGGCCGGCCCCCACCUCCACCCCGCCUCAGCCCCUCUGACCUGCCGAGGGCCCAGGCAUAGGAUGAGGGGGGGCGAGUCACCACAAGACCCCUGGACUCCAGGCUCUUUCUACUUUAAGUCAGAGAAUUUUAACUUGGCUUUUUGAAAUUGACGUCGGCAAGAAUGGAAAAAGAAGCUGGUGACUCUUUAGGCUGCAGAAUGAAAAACUUCCACAAAAAUGUUCCCACUCCCUCAGAAGGACUCCGGGACACCUACCACCUCUCCGGGUUCAGUCUCCACACAGGGCCUGCACAGUAACCAUGGGGAUGGUCUGGAAAGAGAAUGCUCCGGAAAACCAGACCAGAAGCCGCUGAAGCUCUAUGGAGUGGGUGAUCCCACCGCCGUGUUCUCCUCCGACAGCCCCUACCUGUCCUCUAGAGGAAGCAUCAUUAAAUGGUUCUGGGAUUCAGCAGAGGAGGGCUACAGGACCUACCACAUGGAUGAGUAUGAUGAGGAUGAGAACCCCAGUGGCAUCAUUAACUUGGGCACCAGUGAGAACAAACUCUGCUUUGACCUGCUGUCCAGGCGGCUGAGUCAGAGCAACAUGCUGCGGGUGGAGCCGUCCCUGCUGCAGUACCCUGACUGGAGGGGACAUCUGUUCCUCCGGGAGGAAGUGGCCAGGUUCCUGUCUUUCUACUGCAGGAGCCCCGCACCUCUUAAACCAGAGAACGUCGUGGUUCUGAAUGGCUGUGCCUCUGUCUUCUCCGCUCUGGCCACAGUACUGUGUGAGGUGGGGGAGGCUUUCCUGAUCCCUGCCCCUUACUACGGAGCCAUCACGCAGCAUGUGUAUCUCUAUGGCAACGUCCGACUGGUCUGUGUCUAUCUGGACAGUGAGGUCACUGGGCUGGAGACACGCCCCUUCCAGCUCACAGUGGAGAAGCUCGAGAUGGCGCUGGAAGGAGCUAAUUCUGAGGGUGUGAAGGUCAAAGGCCUCAUCCUCAUCAACCCCCAGAACCCUCUGGGUGAUGUCUAUUCCCCAGGAGAGCUGCAGGAGUACCUGAAGUUCGCCAAGAGGCAUGAGCUGCACGUGAUGGUGGAUGAGGUCUACAUGCUGUCUGUGUUUGAGGAGUCGGUUGGGUACCACAGUGUCCUGAGCCUGGAAAGGCUGCCUGACCCCCAGAGGACCCACGUGAUGUGGGCGACCAGCAAGGACUUCGGGAUGUCUGGGCUCCGCUUUGGCACGCUGUACACAGAAAACCAGGACGUGGCCACUGCGGUAUCCUCCCUCUGCCGCUAUCACGGCCUCAGUGGCUUGGUCCAGUAUCAGAUGGCACAGCUGCUCCGGGACCGUGACUGGAUCAACCAAGUGUACCUGCCGGAAAACCACGCCCGGCUCAAGGCUGCUCACACCUAUGUCUCGGAAGAGCUCCGGGCCCUGGGGGUCCCCUUCGUGAGCCGUGGGGCCGGCUUCUUCAUCUGGGUCGACUUGAGGAAGUACCUGCCCGCGGCCACCUUUGAGGAGGAGAUGCUGCUCUGGCGCCGCCUUUUGGAUAACAAGGUGCUGCUGUCCUUUGGCCAAGCCUUCGGGUGUAAAGAGCCUGGCUGGUUCCGCUUGGUUUUCUCUGACAAGACCCACCGGCUUCGCCUGGGGAUGCAGAGGGUCCGGCGGGUGCUUGAGGGCAAAUCCCAGGUGGCAGAAGACGCCCCUUCCUGCUAGACCGAGGGGUCCGCACAGGUGAGCUGGGAAACAAGUCAAAGGAGCAACACACGUUAAGAGAGUGUUUGCCCCCAAAAGAAAAAAGAGUGAUGAUUUCUACAAGGAGAAAGGAAUUAAUUCUGUAUGUUAAGAUUACUCUCCCUGCACAUAGGAUGUGUGGGCCUACAGCACACCUGGGACCUGAGACCUGGGACAUGGGACCAGCCCCCGCAUGGGCCGAGGUGAACGGGUCCCCGGCGGGAGUCAGGAGGGGUGACUCUAUCUCCGGGAUACUCUUCUUCCCGGGAAGGAGCUGCCUUUACUGCUGGUCUCGAACCAGAGCGACCUAGCCGUGACUGUGCUGGGAGAUGAUGGGGCCCUGAACGGAGGCUGCAAUGGGGACAAGCUCUGACCCAGGCUGGCCUUUCCACCUUAAGCAUCAAAGGGCCGCUCACCCCUUCCCCAGGGGUGCUUUAGUUCAGAGCUCCAAGGAGCUUUCUGAACCAGCCUUAAAGCUGUGGGCUGAGGACCCUUCUCAGGUGCCGACACUCCUGUUUGGAAAAGCUAUCUUCCUCUGUUCUUCUGUUUAGAGCACGUUGGUGAAAUCAGCGUUUACUUUCUAUAAACCAUGCUCUAUGGCUUAGGAUUUGUCUUCCUCUUUCUGCCUUUCACUCAUUCCUCCUUCCUCCCUGUCUUUUCUUGAAUACCUUGUAUGUGCCGGACACUGUGCUAGGUAAUUUACAUGCAUCGUUUCUAACUCUAACCACCGUUGGAAGCUGGCAAUAUUAGCCCUCAUUUUAGAGAUGAGGAAACUGAGUCUCAAACAGAUGAAAUGAUGUUUCUGAAGUUACAUAGCUAAAAAGUGUCAGGGCCAGGAUUCAAGUUCAGGUUGGUUUGGUUCACAAUCUUUCCACUCCACCAAACCACAGUCCCAAAGGAUUCUUGGACUUUUCCAGUCCUGAGAACCAGGCUUCAUGCUGUCAUCGUUUCACCUUUCAUUAUUUUUCAACAUCGUUGGCUAAGUAGCACUCGUUUCUACUCCCACUUCCAGGAUACGUUGAUGCCAGGAUUUGCUGUACUGGGAUGCCUGCCGCUUUUCCGGCGGUCAUAACAGAAUGGCCACGUUGACGGCCCUACACAUCCUCUCCAGAGACCUCUGUUGUGAUGCUGCCACUGUUGUUGAGGGUCCCCUGUGAAGGACCCACGUGAUGAAUUCCAUUUAGAAUUUUCAGAAGGAUGACUCCUAGCUCUCCCUUAGAGGGAAUCCAAGCAGGUUUCCUAGCAAGGCUGACUAAACUAGGAAUCUGGAUCUGAACUGAGCUCAUUGGUUUGAGUAGAGCUGGCUUGUGCUCUGCUGAAUGGCUGUGUUCCAUAUGUCUCCCUUUCUGGAGCAUGGACUGGACAUAUCCUACACCCACCUCACAUCUUCUCUGCUCACCUUUCUGCUCUGCCAGUUACUACAGCCAUCAGAUUUUGUGUUCUCUCCUUCUCUUUUCCUCUGUGUGGCUUCAUUUUCAGACAUGCUCCAUUCAGAUGGUGGCAAGAUGGCUUCCAGGCAGCUCCAGGUUACAUGGUCCUUGUAGCAGACACCUACAGGGUAUUAGCAAGAUAGACACCCUUUCUUCCUCAGCAUUCAUUUCUCUCCUGCCAUAGGAGGCCAGCAGGCCUUACCUCAAUCAUCUGCCCAUCCAGGGGAACCCAGGUUCUAUUCAUCUGUCCACUCUGCCAUCCUUAGUGGGUUGGCUUUUCCCCUUCAAGCUUAUUUCCUCAUUGUCUCAAUAUGGCUACAGAAGCUCCAAACAUCACCUCCUCACCAACCACUUCCAGACACAGAAAAGAGAGUAUGUUUUUCUGUUGCCUCCUUUUCAUUUUAUUUCAUUCAUUUAAAAAAUAUUUGUUUAAGCCUCAGAUUUGUAGGAGUUCUUUAUAUGUCUGGAAAUGAGUAUUUAUUUUGCCAGAUACUCUUCAUUUAUUAACAUUCACUUUAUCAUUUUCUUUAUUCUCCUCCUGAACAUGGAAAUGACCUUAGAACACUUAACUCUCACUCCUUUAUUUUCAUCUCCUGCCAUAUUGUUGACUAGUAUUUUAGUUAAUGCCUCUUUGUUGUUGUUGUUUUUUUCUUCCUCUGGAAAUUGUGCUUUGAAAAGUCAUGACAACCCCAGUUUGGUAGAAGACCUGGUCAAAUAGAACCUCCAGUUCUGAUGUGAACAUUUCUAACAACAGUUCUAAGGCUUCAAGACUCUCAACAGGAUAUUUAAUGUUUGACACCAUGUUUUCUCAGACUCCAUCACCCUAAGUCAAAAUUUAGGGCAUUUGUUUUCCCAUAAAGAGUCUGAAAAAGAGUUCAAAAGAAACUGAGAAUAGUAGAUGCCUAUGGGGUAGGGAAACUGGGAGGAUGGGAAACAAGGACAGGAGUGAGAAUUUUUACUCUUUCUUUCACUUUUUUGGUUCUCCUGGGUUUGUUUUAAUGCUUUUUGUUUUUAAAACCACAUGAAAGCUGUAUACAGAAAAAAAAGAAAUAAACUUAAAAAUUCUAUUUAGGGAAAGUACCUAGGAGAGUUACAGAUACCAUCUAGGUCUAGUACUGGUCUCAGAUGUCUUUUGAGCUUCUGCUAAAACACUGCAUUCAAUUAAUUUUUAAAAACUGAAGUAAAGUUUACCUACAGUGAAUUGGGCAGAUCUUAACUGUAAGAUUCAAUGUCCUUGACAUAUAUAUAUAUAUACAUCUGUGUAACUAAUAUCCUAUCCCCGUCAUGAUGUGGAACAGUUCUAUUACUGCAGAAAGUUCCUUCAAGCUCUUAUGUAAGCCUCCCAAUCUCCUACAGGCAGCCACCACUCUGAUUUCUAGCUCCAUGCAUAAAGUUUCCCAAAGGGAUCAUAUAGCUGUUCACUUUUGUGUCUGGGUUAUUUUGCUCAGCUUCAUGUUUUAGGGUUCAUUUACAUUUACAUGUAUCAGUACUACAUUCUUUUCUCUCUAUGUGGUAAUAUCCCCUUUUCACUCCUAAUAGUGGUAACUUUUGCUCUCUCUACUUUUGUUUUUGUCAUGAACAGUCUUGUACUGGUUUUAUCAAUUUUACUAGUUUUUCACAAUGAACUAUUACUUUUGUUAAUUCUAUUGUAUUUUUGUUUUCUAAUUUGUUAAUUUCUUUAGGUGUUUAUAUGAGUACAUGGGACCUAUAAUUUUUGUAUAAAGGGAAAAUCAUUAUUUGUUGCUCCUUUCUUCUGCCAUUACUUUUCCCCCCUCACCUGCCAAAGCUACUGUUAUUCCCUAAUUUAAAGAAAAAGUACAAAAUAUAUGCAUCUUAUUGUACAUACAUUUUAUCUCAUAAGAAAAAAGGAACUGCAAAAUAUUGAUCCCCAGUUAAUGAUAUGCAUUCAAUAAAAUAUUCAGAUGUAACUGCUGAUAUCUGCAACUUAUUUUGAAAUGUAGCAAAAAAAUGAUGCAUCAGCAAAUGGAUAGACAGACGUGACAAUACUGUAAAAUAUUAAUUGCAUAAUAUAGACAGUAGAUAUAUGGGUAUUUGCUGCAAAAUUCUUUCCAUUUUUUUUUUUUCUUUUUACCUUUCACCCUCUUCACCCAUUUCUUCCACCUCUGGCAACUACCAUUCUCUUCUCUGUGUCUAUAAGCCAGGUUUUUUGUGUGUUUGUUUUGUUUUUUAGAUUCCACAUAUAAGAAAGAUCGUAUGGUGUUUGUAUUUCUCUUAUUUCACUUAGCAGAAUGCCCUCGAGGUCCACCCAUGUUGUCACAAAUGGCAGGAUUCCCUUUUCAUGGCUGAAUAAUAUUCCAUUCAUCUGUCUAUAGCUACUUAGGUUGUUUCCAUAUCUUGACUAGUGUGAAUAAUGCCGCAGUGAACAUGGGGGUGAUGGCUAGUUUUUAAUCUCCAAAUUUGUUGUUUUUAUUUUUAUAGUUUUAUACAGCCAGUAUUUGUUUUGAUUUACCUAUGAGUUUAUCCAUUUCAUUACUUCUUUACUUCAUCUCAGUACUUUCUUCUGGUUUUAAUAUUCUUUUUCCUGAAAUACAUCUCUUAAGAAAUUCUGUUAGGGUUUACUGAUGGUAAAUUCUUUCUAUCAGUGUUUGUCUGAAAAUGUGUUUCUUUCGUAUUCUUGAAGGAUGGUUUCACUAGGUAUACAAUUGAAAUUGACUGCUAGCUUCUUUUGGCACUUUUACCAGUAUCUUAUGACUUCUGUUUUUUGUUUUUGUUGAGAAGCCCACUGUUAGUCUUAUUGUCCAUCCAUUACAGGUGAUCAUCUCUGUCCAAUAAUGGAAGAUUCUUAGCGACUGUACCCUUGGAAACUGCUUCUACUGCAUUCUCUCUGUUCCCUGUUUCUGGAUACAUCCUGGGUUUUCUUCCUUUAUUCUCCCUCUCUUUCAACCUCCCUGUCCUAUAUUCCAUCUCCUUGUUUUUUCUUGAAUCUGCAUUCUGGGUAAUUUAUUCAGAUCUAUAUCUCAGUGUAUUAAUUGUAUCUAAUCUGUGAUUUAACUUAUGCAUUGAAUUUUUAAUCUCCAUUUUUAUAUUUAGUACUUUUUCAAUCUCUUCCGUCUUUGGGGAAAAAACCAUCUUGUUUCUUUCUAAUAUUUACAGUUCCAUCUUUUAAGUCUUUGAGCACCGUAAACUUACUUAUUUUAUAUCUAUUUCUCAUUAUCCGGUUAUCUGUAGUUUCUGCAGGUUAAAUUUCUGCUGUUUGUAGUUUCUGCUGACUGGUUUAUUCUUCAUGCGCUUUGUAAUUCCAGAUUGUGAGUUUAUGUUUGUCAGAAUCCUGGGCAGUUUGCCUUGAGGGCAUGACCCUCCAGAGGGGAUCUAUGUUUCCUUUGCUUCAAGUUACUCUUUAGGUGGGGAACUUCCUGGACCAUGCUGGCAGUAUCCAUUCAAAUCCCACCUUGUUGUGAAGCUUGGAAUUAAAGCUUCUCAGCAGAGACUCUUCUUUUCCCAUUCUCUGGACAAGACAGACAAGUUUUUUUUUGGUUUGUUACUGAAGUUGAGCACAUUUUUCCAGCCAUCCAUCUCAAUAGCCUAGCUUUACAUGGUUUUCUCCACAUCUUCCCAUCUUGUAUGCCCAAACUGUACCUUCAACACUCAAUUUUCUCACUUCACCUUCAUUUUUGGCUCCUUGUAUAUUUUCUUUACUUCUUUUGUGAGCUCAGUAUCCAUUUGAGAGAGUGUUCAUUAUAUUUGCUCUGGUGUUGAUAGGUGUUUUCUGGUCCACCCAGGCUGCCUGCCAGUGUCGUAUAAGCUGACCCAACGUGAAAUACCACAGAACAAUUCUUUCACGGAGUCUUUUUUCUUGGGGAAUGUACCUUUCUCCAUACUUACAGACUGCUAUCAUGUAAAGGAAGUGGUAAAGCUGGCAUUCAUCUCCACACUAGCAAUUGCUCUUCAUUGUAAACUCUCUUUCAAAAAAGUGGCUGAUGGGGCUUCCCUGGUGGCGCAGUGGUUGAGAGGCCGCCUGCCGAUGCAGGGGACACGGGUUCGUGCCCCAGUCCGGGAGGAUCCCACAUGCCGCGGAGCGGCUGGGCUCGUGAGCCAUGGCCGCUGAGCCAGCGCGUCUGGAGCCUGUGCUCCGCAACGGGAGAGGCCACAACAGUGAGAGGCCCGCGUACCGCAAAACAAACAAACAAAAAAACAAGAAGUGGCUGAUGAUGCCACUUUCCUUGAAAAUCACACGCUUUUUAACGCUCACUUGCACUUCUCCUGGCUCACUGGGUACGCGGGACCCUGCAUGGUCUUUGCUUUCUCCUGUACCUUCAGAGCAAGUAAUGAACUGUCUUUCUACAGUCUCUCUUCUAACCACCGACCACAAGUACUUUUCUACCUUCUGAGACUUCAGGUCCUGGCCCACAGUUUUCUUUCUCAUUCUUCUCUGCAGUCGCUCUCAGCUGCUUUAGCAUCACGUAACUUCUAAUAUCACAGCUUCUUUACUUUCUCACCUCCAAUUCCUUGCAUGGUUUCUACCCCUAGAAAUGUAGCCCCACCGUUUGAACCAUGCUGGUUUAAAAGACACUUGCUCUUUCUGACUGCUUCUCCUUCUUUCUCACACCUGUGCCUUUGCUCAUGCUUUUUUUUCUCUGAGGGAAUGCCCUCUUCGUCCUCUAUUUGUCAAAAUCCUAACUGUCCUCCAGGACCAGCAAAAGUGUCAACUCUUGCGUGAGGUCUCCCUACAUCUUUCCAGUUGGAUGUGAUCGCUUUCUCUCUUGAACCCUGUAGCACAGUGGUCCCCAACCUUUUUGGCACCAGGGACCGGUUUUGUGGAAGACAGUUUUUCUACCGACUGGUGGCAACCAGUACCGGCCCGGGGGUUGGGGACCCCUGCUGUAGCAUUUUGUGUACAUUUUCCUAUGCCACUCUCCAUCCUCUGCUUUGGUGAAUCUUACUUGUGCAUUUGUUUUCUUUCUAUUGAGCUCCUCCCAGCGUCUGGGCACCCUUUAUUCAUUCAAAAACUACUCAUUGAGCACUUCCUAUGUGCCAGGCACUAUGCAUGUUUAGGGUUAUAAAAAGUGAAUAAGAUAGGUUCUUCAAAGGCUAUGCCUAACACGGGUCUUUAACACAGAAAGUCCUCAUUUAAUGAAAAAAUAAUUCAUUUAAAAUGUUUACAGAGAAAGACAAAGAAGAAAGUGAAAAUGCUUUCCACUUAUCCGUUUCUCAAAUGUGGUGUAUGUGUGCUAAAAUUUCUUAUCAUUUUUUUUCGGGGGGGUGUGGAUUUGAAGAGCAGAGCAAAUGCUCUCUUAGAUGUGGGGAAGCAGAAUGUGUUUUCCUGUCUCCAGAAUAUUCUCAUCCCAGUCUCUCUGGAUCUUUGUUAAGCAGGCAUUAACUCACAAGAAUAUUCUUGGAAUCACUGUUGCUGCUGGAAGCCCCAGUGGGUCUCUAGACUCAGAAUCAUCCCUAUGAAUAUUUAUUUAAGUUCUAAGUGACAGCUUCCACCAGAUGGUGCUGAGGUACAGCUGAGACCAGAUGGAUUUGGAUUCUGCAGCCGUUGUCUGUAAACUGCAUAGGCUCAGUGGGGUCAUUUCAUUAACUUCUCAAUAACAUCACUCUGCAUUUUGAUUGAAUUUUUUAGACUCCACUUACUGUCUUAUGACAGGGGUUUUGCUGUGCAUGUAGGAGGCUAGAUCACGUAAAUAAUACAGAAACAAAAUGAAAAUGAAAGUUUUUCUCCCCCAUUUCUACCUCCACAAUUAAUCCCUCUAAAACUGUUUAUUGCUUCUUGAAUUAUUUCCAGAAAAAAUGUUAUAUAUAAGUGCCUGAAUCUAAGCAUCUACAUAUAUAUUUUGUCUUGUUUCUGCAUACAUAUAUAUGUAUAUUUUAUUACAUAAAAAGGAUCAUACUCGU
Orcinus orca (killer whale) is the source of this 9297-nucleotide messenger RNA. RefSeq names its product 1-aminocyclopropane-1-carboxylate synthase homolog (inactive) (gene ACCS). NCBI's taxonomy places the organism in Eukaryota, Metazoa, Chordata, Mammalia, Artiodactyla, Delphinidae. The transcript has 17 exons. Gene Ontology annotation, molecular function: transaminase activity; pyridoxal phosphate binding. The coding region runs from base 515 to 1993 and encodes 492 amino acids. The record is from RefSeq and is a predicted model, not a curated record. Gene Ontology annotation, biological process: amino acid metabolic process; biosynthetic process.